Solanum verrucosum is the source of this 910-nucleotide messenger RNA. RefSeq lists its product as uncharacterized. Gene Ontology annotation, biological process: negative regulation of transcription by RNA polymerase III. Bases 49 to 723 code for a protein of 224 amino acids. The transcript has 10 exons. NCBI's taxonomy places the organism in Eukaryota, Viridiplantae, Streptophyta, Magnoliopsida, Solanales, Solanaceae. The record is from RefSeq and is a predicted model, not a curated record. Gene Ontology annotation, cellular component: nucleus. Gene Ontology annotation, molecular function: RNA polymerase III core binding.
GACCUCUAAUAUCAUCAAUUUGGCUAAACUUCUGCAUUGUUAUCAAUUAUGAAGUACCUGGAAUAUACCCCUCUUGAUCGGAUAAAUGAUUUUCUGAGUCAUGUGAAUCUUGGAGAGCGAACCAUUAAAGGAUGUCUUGAAGCAUACUCUUGUAAGCACACUGGAACAGAUAAGAAACUAUCGCUCAGUUUGGAGAAUGAGAUUUUUGAUUAUCUUGGAAAAUCUUCAGAUGCGGAUUCUUCUUCACCUGUUGAAUACCUAAUGUGUAGAUCCAGCCGGAAAACGUUGAUAUAUCUACUCCUUUCUCUCUAUCACAUGUAUCCGGAUUAUGACUUCAGUGCAGUGAAUGCUCACCAGUUUUUCACUGAAGAGAGCUGGGACAGUUUUAAGCAGAUAUUUGACGUCUACAUGUUUGAGGCUUCAAAGGAAUGGCUUGACGCAAAUGAAGGUAGUGCUCUGCUUGAAACCUUGUACAAGGCUUUAGAUGAGGUUGUAAAAGUUGCUGAAUGUGAAAUCUACACUUACAAUCCGGAGGCAGAUGCAGAUCCGUUUCUCGAGAAGGGAGCCAUAUGGUCUUACCACUUUUUCUUCUACAAUAGAAGAUUGAAACGUGUCGUGAGUUUCCGCUUCAGCUGUGUGAGUAACUUGGUUGGUGAAGGACACCUAUUAGACGACUCAAGUUUUGAUGAAGAUGAAGAGAUAUUUGAUGGCAUGGACAUGUGAAUACAGCAUUUUGUUCAUAGCUCGUUGUUAGUGUCGUAAAUCCUUGUACCUUGUAUCGAAUUAGUGGUGUACAAUUUGACAGUAGGUACUGAAACUAUAUCGUAAAUAAGCAUCAUCGUUGUAUCGUUUAGAGGUUGAGGUAGCGACUCUCGCGCUGCUUCUUAAUCAGUUAUGUAUUUUCUGUUCU